Molecule: messenger RNA, 4212 nt
Organism: Lolium perenne
Lineage: Eukaryota; Viridiplantae; Streptophyta; Magnoliopsida; Poales; Poaceae
Product: putative disease resistance protein RGA3
Molecular function (GO): ADP binding
Source: RefSeq, a predicted model, not a curated record
AUGGCCGAGGUUGCCCUAGCUGGCUUACAGUUGGCGGCAUCGCCGGUUCUCAGGAAGCUCCUCGCUGAUGCUUCAUACCUUGGGGUGGACAUGGUGAGUGAACUCUCUGAACUGGAGACCACCAUCAUGCCGCAGUUUGAGCUGAUGAUUGAAGCAGCUGGCAAGGGCAACCACAGGGUCAAGUUGGACAAAUGGGUCCAGGAGCUCAAAGAAGCCUUCUACAAAGCUGAAGACUUGCUUGACAUGCGUGAGUACAACCUCCUCAAGCGCCAAGCAAAAAGCGGGAAGGAUCCUUCACCACCGCAUACCGCCUCGACCAGCACUUCCAGUCCUGCGACCAACUGGUUGUCCAAUAUGCGCUCCAAGAACUGGAAGCUACUUGGCCAACUGAAGGAACUGAAGGCAGUUCUGGCGAAAGGCAAGGAGUUGCGUCAGCUUCUUUGCUUACCAGUUGGUAACUGUGCCGAGGGUUCCUCGGUACAAUCAAUCGUUGUUCCUCAGACCACAUCAUUACCACCUCCGGAAGUCAUCGGCCGUGACAAGGAUCGUGAUCAUAUAAUAAACCUUCUUACCAAGCCAGUUGGUGUUGAGGCUAAUUCAGCUAUAUAUUCGGGUUUGGGCAUUGUUGGAGCAGGAGGCAUGGGAAAAUCCACCUUGGCACAGUAUGUUUACAGUGACAGGACGGUUCAACAAUAUUUUGAUGUCAGGAUGUGGGUGUGCAUCUCACGCAGACUUGACGUCCAUCGUCAUACGCGGGAGCUAAUUGAAUCCGCAGCUAAGAUGGAGUGCCCGCGUUUUGAUAAUCUGGACACUCUCCAGUGCCGAUUGAGGGACAUACUGCAAAAAUCAGAGAAAUUCCUGCUUGUGUUGGAUGAUGUAUGGUUUGAUGAUUCGAGUAGUCAGAGGGAAUGGGACCAACUGUUAGCUCCUCUAGUUUCUCAGCACAAGGGAAGCAAAGUCUUGGUAACUUCUCGACGGGAUAUAUUUCCUGCUGCUCUUUGCUGUAAAAUGGUGCUCCGUUUGGGAAGCAUGGAAGAUACUCAGUUCUUGGCACUCUUCAAAUAUUAUGCCUUCACUGGAGCAGAAAUCGGAGACCCUUCGUUGCUUGGAAGGCUAGAAGCGAUUGCAGAGAAGAUAGCUAAAAAGCUUGGACAAUCUCCUUUGGCUGCGAAAGUUGUGGGUUCCCAGUUGAAAGGGGAAAUGAAUAUCUCUGCCUGGAAAGAUGCUCUAACUUUAAAGAUUGACAACUUAACCGAGCCCAGAACAGCCCUGUUGUGGAGUUAUCAGAAGUUAGAUCCACGUCUGCAGAGGUGCUUUCUAUAUUGCAGUUUAUUUCCAAAAGGCCACAAGUAUAACAUUGAUGAGUUGGUUCACCUGCUGAUAGCGGAGAGACUUGUUGAUCCUGAUCCACACAACCAGAACAGGAGAAUGUUAGAUGUUGGAAAGGAUUAUCUCACUGAGAUGGUUUCUGGAUCUUUCUUACAACCAUUUUCUGAAAGAUUUAUGGAUACAUGCUACAUUAUACAUGAUCUUCUUCAUGAUUUGGCUGAGUCGCUCUCUAAAGAAGACAUCUUUAGAUUAGAAGAUGAUAAGGUGACAGCAAUACCAUGUACCGUUCGACAUCUAUCUGUUCGUGUUGAAAGUAUGAAACAACAUAAGUACAGUAUCUGCAAGCUACAUAAUUUGCGCACCGUUAUCUGCAUUGAUCCGCUUACAGAUGAUGUGAGUGAUAUUUUUCAUCACGUUUUGAAAAUUUUGAAGAAGCUGCGAGUACUCUAUUUGUGCUUUUACAAUAGUAGCAGGCUACCUGAAUCUGUUGGUGAGUUGAAGCACCUUCGGUAUUUAAACGUCAUUAGAACUUCCAUUGCCGGAUUGCCUGAAUCAUUAUGUGCUCUUUACCACUUACAAUUACUUCAGUUCAGUGAUAAAGUUAAGAGUUUGCCUGCCAAACUCUGCAAUUUAAGCAAGUUACAACAUCUUGAGGGGUAUCGUGAGUUAUAUAAGUUGUUUGAAGUAGCUCUGCCUCAAAUCCCUUAUAUAAGCAACAUAACUUUGCUCCAACAUGUUAAACGAUUUUGUGUGCAAAAGCAAAAGGGGUGUGAGUUGCGUCAGCUCAGAGACAUGAAAGAGCUUGGUGGCAGUUUAAGCAUUAGAAGUCUGGAGAAUGUCACCGGAAAGGAUGAAGCCUCAGAAUCGAAGCUAUAUCAGAAACGUCAUCUUGGAAGUUUGUGCCUUGUUUGGAGUUGCAAUGAUGGCAUGAAUGCAGAGGGUCUUUUACAGUUGGAGAUUCUAGAAGGUUUGAGGCCACCGCCUCAACUGAAGGGCCUGAAAAUCAAGGGUUACAAAUCUUCCGUGUAUCCAAGUUGGUUACUUGAGGGUUCUUAUUUUGAGAAUUUGGAAUCUUUUAAGCUUGUUAAUUGCAGUGAUUUAGAAAGCCUACCACUCAAUACGGAGCUAUUUAGGCAUUGCUCUGAACUUCUGCUAAGGAAUGUCCCAACUCUGAAAAAAUUAUCUGGUCUUCCAGCAGCCCUUACACACUUAUCGAUUCGCAGUUGCCCAAUGCUCAUGUUUAUUACGAAUGAUGAACUAGAACAGCAUGAUCAGAGGGAGAACAUCAUGAGAACAGACUACUUGGCAUCACAACUUGCUUCAAUAUGGGAAGUGGAUUUUGGAAAGGAAAUUAGGCAAGUAAUCUCAUCAGAACACUCUUCUAUGAAGCAUUUGAUUACAUUGAUGGGUGCUGAUAUGUCACAUCUUCAAACCCUUGAAAGUGUUCUAGAAAUAGAUGAACUAUUUGUGAAAGAAGAUAUCAUCAAUGCAUGGAUAUGUUGCCAUGAGAAGAGGACAAGACUCGUUUAUGGAAGGAGCAUCGGGCUGCCUCUGGUUCCACCUUCCGGCCUUUGUAAACUUCAUCUUUCUUCCUGCAGUAUUACUGAUGGGGCAUUAGCUGUAUGCCUUAGUGGUCUUACUUCACUGAGAUCUUUGUCCUUACUGGAGAUCAUGACUUUAACUGCACUUCCGUCUCAAGAUGUCCUCCAACAUUUGACAAAGCUUGACCACUUGUUUAUCAAACAUUGCUGGUGUCUCAGGUCAUUAGGGGGUUUACGAGCUGCUACCUCUCUUUCAGAUGUUAGAUUGCUUUCCUGCCCUUCUUUAGACUUGGCACGUGGAUCAGAUUUAAUUCCAUUAUCUGUUGAGAAGCUCUGUACAUAUGGGUGCGUGGUUGCUGCUUGUUUCUUCAGUAGUGACUUGCCGCACCUGAUAAGUCUUUCCAUGUAUGGCUGCAGAAGCUCUGUAUCUUUGUCGAUUGCUCAUCUGACCUGCCUUGAAUCAUUAUCACUAGGAGGUAUCCCUGAUCUGUGCUUUCUUGAAGGCUUGUCUUCUCUGCAACUUCAGCACGUACAUUUGAUAGAUGUCCCUAAGCUAACUGCAGAGUGCAUCGCACAGUUUAGGGUCCAGAAAUCACUCUAUGUUAGCAGCCCUGUGAUACUCAACCACAUGCUCUCGUCAGAAGGUUUUACAGUUCCACCAUUUCUCUCUCUUGAAGGAUGCAAGGAGCCAUUUAUGUCAUUUGAAGAAUCUGCAAAUUUCACAUCUGUCAAGCGCCUGAGAUUAUGUGAGUGUGAAAUGAGGUCCCUGCCAGGAAAUCUGAAGUGCUUCUCGAGUCUGACGGCACUCGAUAUCUAUGAUUGCCCCAACAUAUCAUCUUUACCAGAUCUGCCAUCCUCCCUCCAACAUAUAUGUGUUUGGAAUUGUGAGCGCUUGCAGGAGAGCUGCCAAGCACCUGAUGGAGAAAGCUGGCCAAAGAUCGCGCAUAUCCGCUGGAAGGAAUUCAGAUGAACUGUGAUUCACAUUCACAACUACAAAGAAUUGGGAAGGAGCAUGCUCUUACAGCCCGUGACCUUGUCUCCACUGCCUGUCAAGAGUUGGGAGUCCCUCAAGCUCACUUUUACUUCAACUGUCUGCAUGCAUCGCUCUUCUACACUCAACCGCUCCACCAAAUGUGUUGUGAUGCGUGUGUCUAAAUUUGAAUAUUUUAUAUAGAUGUUAUUAUUUUGUUAUCCUCUGUGGAAUAGAUGCUUUGAUGGUGCCGGUUGUAAUUGUUAUCUGUUGUGUGCUGAGAUAGUGAGAUGUACUUUGAGAUCCCAUGUACGGAGUACUCCUGAAUGGCUAAGGUCCAUAAUUGCAUAUAAUAUGUACUAGCUGAUCUUC